CAAGGACAUCAGGUGUCUGCAAGUUGCCCUUUUUACGACAGAGAGCUGGGCGACGAGAAGGCACAUCACUCUGAGAGCAGGGAAGACACAGGUUAUGAUUUUCACCAGACACCUCAGGAAGCGACCCCUAGCUAGCAACUACUUGGAAGGUGUAAAACAAGCGCUUGACGCGGAACUGCCACUCUGAGGGACUGCGAAAGGUUGAAAGAGAUACACUGCUGUACGGAGCGUCAUUCAUACGCGUACCUCCCUGCAGGAGGAGUGCCUCAGCAUCAGAGAAGAGCCAUCACAGCGGCAAACUCGUUUGUCUGGUAUUUCGCAAACGUCGCACUGUGCUGUUAAGAUCCCUGUGUUGCGAACUCUCCGUCCAUUCCGCCGUCGCCUUCGUCGUGAGGUGUCUGUUCUGCGGCGCAAUGUUGCUGGCGGCGUGGGUGGCGGAACGCGUGGAAGCUGACCCGAUCGCCGCCCUGGUACGCCGGCCGUCGAGGAGGAGACGAGAAAAAGCCAUAGAGGAUUUAGCCGUGAAGCCAAUUACACAGUUCCCAGUCAGCUUGGAUGAUGAGACUCCAGAGGAAAAAUACAGUAACUUCAAAGGUCUGCGGACAGUUACUAUCAAAAAGGGAUCUCAGGGCUUGGGCAUCAUGAUAAUUGAAGGCAAGCAUGCAGAAGUUGGGCAGGGUAUUUUCAUCUCUGAUAUCCAGGAAGGCAGUGCUGCUGAGCAGGCUGGCCUUGUUGUAGGAGAUAUGAUCCUCGCUGUUAACAAGGACACACUUCUUGGGUCUGAUUAUGAUUCAGCGGCAUCACUUCUGAAAAAGACAGAGGGUGUGGUCACACUGAUUGUGUGCAACCCAAACAAAGCCAAGCAGGAGGAGGAAAAGAAGAAUGCAACUGGAACUCCAUCACCAGGAGAAAGUAUGCCAGUUCAACAAGCAUCUUCUCCAACACCAAAGGAGCCGGAGAAGCCAAGACUUUUUCCAAAACCGUUAAUACCAUUGGCCAAACCACAAAAAACACCAUCACCAAAAACGGUCCGUGUUGUUUCUCCAACGUCAACUCCAACAUUGGUGGACUCUCUGUCACCUGGGACCUUUGUGCCAAAACCAUCACCGGUUCGUCCGACUGAACUGGUGACUGCCACCGAUACUUCUCCCUCGGCACGGUUGUCGCCCUCUCCAUCUGGUAAACGUCUGUCUUCCACUCCAGAGGAACCACCAGCUGAUCCUGCAACGUGUGAGAUUGUGCCAGGGAAGGAGACAACUGUGGAGAUAAAUAAGGACAAAAUGGGACUUGGACUCAGUAUUGUGGGUGGCUCUGACACCUUGCUGGGUGUGAUAAUUAUUCAUGAAGUUUAUCCCGAUGGAGCAGCAGCGAAAGAUGGACGACUCAAGCCUGGUGACCAAAUUUUGGAGGUUAAUAGUGAAGACUUUCGGAAUAUAACACAUAGUAAGGCUUUAGCUGCUCUUAGGCAAACACCUGCUAAGGUUAAAAUGGUAGUAUUUAGAGAUGAAGCAUCAACUAAAGAAGAUGAUAUAUUUGAUGUGAUGGAGGUUGAACUUACAAAAAAGCCUGGUAAGGGACUGGGACUUAGUAUUGUUGGAAGGAAAAAUGGACAUGGUGUCUUUAUCUCAGACGUUGUACAUGGUGGAACAGCAGAAGCAGAUGGGCGUCUAAUGAAAGGUGACCAAAUUCUUGCUGUGAAUGGUCAAGACUUAAAGAACUCGUCCCAGGAAGAGGCCGCAGCUGUAUUGAAGACAGCUACUGGGAAAGUUGCAAUGCGGAUUGGCCGCCUCAAAGCAGGCUCAAGGGGCUCUUCUAAUCCAGGCAGUGGUGACAGGAGUAUUGAAGAGUGCACUCAUCUGCAGCCCAGAACAGUCAUUUUGGAAAGAGGUCCAGAUGGUUUGGGAUUCAGCAUAGUUGGAGGACACUGCAGCCCACAUGGAAACUUACCAAUUUAUGUGAAGACAGUGUUUGAAAAGGGUGCGGCAGCGCGAGGAGGACAGCUGCGGCGUGGAGACCAGAUCCUGGCUGUGGAUGGACUGAGCCUAGAGGGGCUGACACAUCAGCAAGCUGUUGCCGUGCUUAAACAGGCCCAUGGGAAUGUCACUCUUACAAUACAGUCAUGAAGUGUAAUUUCGAGUGCAGUUGGUGACUUUUCAGUGCUCUACUAGUAAUAGAACAGUUGAACAUCAAAUAUCAUCAUAUCUGAGCCUUAUUUCACAUAAAUAAAUUCUUCUGGCUGUGUUA
Molecule: messenger RNA, 2244 nt
Organism: Schistocerca americana (American grasshopper)
Lineage: Eukaryota; Metazoa; Arthropoda; Insecta; Orthoptera; Acrididae
Product: multiple PDZ domain protein-like
Exons: 12
Coding region: 414-2123 (569 amino acids)
Molecular function (GO): protein binding
Source: RefSeq, a predicted model, not a curated record